AUCCCAUCCGCUCCGCUCCGCUCCGCUCCGGCGGUCCCUGCGCCGCCCGCAGGGUCGAGCCGAGCGCGGGGCUGCGGCCGCCGCCGAGCGCUCCGCGGAGAAGGCUCCGGAGCCGCGGCCCCCAUUAUGCUCAGCCAUGGCGUGGCUGCCGGGCGGGCUGGCCGAGCUGCGCUGGGGCGCGCUGGUCGCCCUGUUCGUGGCGGCGCUGGCCACGCUGGCCGUGUACCUGGUGCAGUACGCGCUGCUGGCGCUGCGCCGCCGCCGCCCUCCGCCUGUGCCGGCUCCCGCCGCUCCCGCUCCGCGGGACGAGCUGCUGGACGAGGGCGGCUCGGUGCUGGCCUGGGCGCUGUCGCGGGGCAGCUGGAGGCGGCAGUGGCGCCGGGCCUGGGUGGCCGCGCUGCGGGCCGAGGCGGCGGAGCGGGCGGAUUCUCAGCUGCUCACGUUUGAGGAAGAUGACCCACCAGAGCCACUUGAGCUGGCAGUUAAAGAAGUAAUUAGUGUUGUAAAGUCAGCUGAAGAGAAGGUGGUUUCUUGCAAUGUUGUGGGAGAUUCUGUAAGAUUUGUUGUCGCUGUCUCUGACCCUUCGCCCGCAGCUGCUGAACCCCGGUCCUACAGUGUGAAACUGUCUCCACUUCACUUGCAGCUCCAGCUCUCUGUGAAAGACAAAGGAGAAGAUGUCAAAGUUGAGUGGUUCCUCAUUAACACCAAUGAAAUCAACUUUGAAAUCCAGCCAGCAGUGCAGGAGGGACAGACAGCAGGGACAUGUGCAAUACCUGAAACGCUCAGAGAUGUCUUGAAGAACCUCUUUAGCUCAGCUUCUCCAUCUGUGGUGUUGAGUGUGAGGCCUGCAGAUACAAAGGAGGUUCAGAAUGUACAGAACACAAGCCUUCCCCCUCAGGGCACCAGUCCUCCCAAACCUCCAAGGGCUCACGAGCUCAAGCUGCUGGUGAAGAACAUCGCGGUAAACCCGGCCCAUCACCGUGCUGCAGGCAGCACAGACCUUGUGUGUAUAGCUCAGCUGAAUGACCCUAUGCAGAAGUUUUCCAGCUCUGUAGCCAAAAAUGCUGCACAUCCCUUUUGGAAGGAAGAGUUUAUCUUUGAACUAAGUGCCAAAUCAAAAGCAUUGCAACUGCAAAUAGUAGAAGAUGGAAAGACGGAUAGUCCUUUAUCCGGGAAGGUGACUGUACCUCUGGACUUGUUCAGGAAACAACCCUCUGGCCAGCAAAGCUUUGCCCUGAGCAGUGAGGCCAGUGAGGGCAGUUCAGAGCUGGGGCCUGGGCUGGGAUCCAUCAGUGCAGAGUUCUCUUUUAUAGAACCCAGUGAACUGAAGACAAGGCAGGUCUCUUCCCCAGUGCUGGCCACCAAGAUAGAAAAGGAUCGCACUGUGAUGCCCUGUGGGACUGUGGUCACUACUGUCACUGCUGUGAGAACCAAACCUCGCCUGGAAGGGAGGGCAUCUCCCCUGAGCACAGAUUCUCCUGUGAAAACUCCAGUUAAAGUAAAGGUGACUGAAAAGGAUUUCUCCGUUGAAGCUCUCCAUUCUCAUGGUGCUCCAGUCAGCAAAACUUUGUCAUCUUCAGACACAGAGCUGCUGGUACUGAAUGGCACUGAUCCUGUGGCAGAAGCAGCCAUUCGGCAGCUGAGCGAGUCUGCAAAGCAGAAGCUGAAGUCUCCCAGAAAGAAAAGCACCAUUAUCAUAUCAGGGGUGUCCAAGACCUCUUUAUCUCAGGACAGUGAAGCUUCACUCAUGAUGGACUAUGCUGCAGCCAUGGACAGCUCCUGUCCCAAAGAAGCAGAUCCACCCCCUGUGGAGGAAGCUGUUGCAAAACCCACCCCUGGUGAAAAGCUGCCGUUGGGUCCCUCAGAAACAGCACCUGACACUGCCCCACAGCAGAGCACCCACAAGGCCUGGGGCUUGGAGAACGGCAGCCAGCAGUGGGACACCAGCACCCUCUUAGACCAGACCUCUGAAUCCAUAUCUGGGAGCUCGCUGAGCGUUUCAGAAAGCGGGAGCGUGAAAAAAUCCAAAGGUGGGAUUCUGAAAAAAAGCGCGAAGCUCUUUUUCCGCCGGCAGCACCACCAGAAGGAUCCAGGAAUGAGCCAAUCCCACAACGACCUCGUGUACCUGCAGCAGCCCCUGUCAGAGGAGACCCGCAAGAAGGGAGGCACCCUGUCCCGGAUCCUGAGCAGGAAGCUCCUUUCCAGGAACAAAAGCAAGAGCAAACUGAACGGUGCUCCGGGAGAGCCGUACAUAUAAGAGCGGACCCUCUCUGCUGGGAUACUUGCACAUCAGUUGAGCAUUUUGUUUACAGAGCAGUGCUAGAGAAUACAAAUAUGGCUGAUGGCUUGCAUAAAAGGAUGUUCACUAAUGCAGUGGUCUUUUUUCGUUUGUUUUUCCAAAAGACGCUUUUUCUCUCUGAUGAUGAAGUUUGCUCCUCCAAGUACGAGCAGUGCUACGUUAAUCAUGGAGGCUUUGGAGAACCGUGUGGUUCAUUGUGGAAGAUGAGGGAGGAUGGGGAAUGGUGCAGGUGGGGACCAAGAAGGCCAUUGGUAUCCUGGAGUGCAUCAGGAGGAGCACUGCCAGCAGAUCAAGGAAGGUGAUCCUGCCCCUCUGCUCAGCCCUAACGAGGCACAUCUGCAGUGCUGUGUCCAGUCUGGGCUCCUCAGGACAGGAGGGACGUGGAGCUCUUGGGGCAGAUCCAGAGGAAGAUGCAAAGAUGCUGCAGGGAUGGAGCAUCUCUGGGAGCAGGAAAGGCUGAGGGAGCUGGGGCUGUUCAGCCUCCAGAGCACACACUGAGAGGGGACCUCCCCCAGGUCUGUGGGGGCUGCAGGGAGGGGGCAGAGGAUGGACCAGGCUCUGCUCGGGGGGGCCCAGCAAUGGCACAAGAGGAAUGGGCAGGAACUGAUGCCCAGCAAGUUCCACCUGCACAGGAGGAAGAACUUCUUUGCUGGGCAGUGACCCAGCACUGAACAGAUCACCCAGAGAGGGUGUGGAGUCUCCCUCACUGGGGAUAUUCCAGACCCCUCUGGACACAAUCCUGUGCAACAUGCUCUGGGAUGACCCCGCUGGAGCAGGGAGGUUGGACCAGAUGAUCCCACUGUGGUCCCUUCCAUCCUGACCCACUCUGUGGGGAGGACCCACGUGUGAGCACCUGGUUUUACAUUAACAGGGAGCUCAGAACUGAAACAUCGACCCUGGGUUACGUGACUGAACCACUGCAGAGAGCGAAGACACCACUGUGCUCCCUCACUGCAGCCUGCAAUAGUAGCAAUGCAGGGCUCAACUGAUUUUUCUAGUCAGGCUGAAAGGGAAAAAAAAAAAGAGACCCAGAUCCAGUUUGUAUUGUAAUGUGGAAACGGGUAUGUUUUCAGAAGCAGAAGGAAAAUGCUGAUUCAGAUAUCCUACUGUAAUAACUGUAGCCUGCUGUAAUAACUGCUCGGUCCAUGUAGGUGGAGAGAUGCCUUUGAUAUUAGCCAUAAAUCAAUAAAUUAUGCAAAUAUCUGUACUAGCAUAUUGUUCAAUGUUCUGUGCAGAAGUUAUGCUUAACAAAACAACCUUUUUUUUUUAAAGUCUACUUGAGUCUACUCGCAAAGAACACAUUUACCAAGUCUUAUGUGUAGCUUUCCUUCCCUGCGUGAGAAGCUGCAUUGCUGAUGCAAAAACCUGUCUUAGGGGCUCUAAUUCCUUCUCCCAAGUACUUGUUAGACAAGUAUAUUAACCAUCAUAUCAAAUGCAAAGCUAGGAGCCAUAAGUGGUAAAUAGAGCAUAGUUAACCCUACAGUGCUUUUCAUUAGCUUAUUUUACUCGCCACUCACUGAGAUCCUAGAAAACACAGUUGUGAAGAAAGCUUUUGAAAAAAUAAUAACAAUUCCCUUAGCUCACUUUCAGUUUCUAGGUCUGCCAGUGUUGUCAUGUGAUUGGUGAGUGGUUGGUCAGAUGAGUUUUUUUAACUUUUUCUCCUUGUUAAAUAUUGCAGCCGGCUCCUUUAAAUUAAAACGAAAAACUGAUGGAAGUAAAAUCAUAAAGGUUCUUGUUUUGGCUGUCAAGAGUAAAAUGACAGUCUUUCAUAAGUACCAUCUUUUGUGGUUACCUGUGUUUUUCCAUCAUCUACAUUCCUGCUGAGGACAAAGGACCAAGCCUGUUCUCUUCAGCCAAGAAAAACAUCCAUUCAUUCCACCUAAAUUACUGAAAUGAAUGGAUGAUAGAUUGGUGCCUACUUUGCCAAUAGUGAUUUUCCCCCUGGCCCCUUUCCUUCCCUUAAGCUGUCCCAACUCUUUGGCAGAUAUUUGGGCUUUCAAUUUAAACGAUUCAUCAAAAAUAGAAAGUCACGGAAGAACAGAAACACAUUUUAAAACUUCUUGAUGGACUCAAGAUUCUUUGGUAAAAUACUUGUACAGUGAAGAUCAAAGUAGAGGGGGUUUGGUUUCUUUUUGACCAGAAAAAUAUUGGAGGAACUGAGCUGUCAGAAUCCUUUAACUGUGUAAAAAUACUGUUUAUGUGUAACCUCCAGAAAUCACUGUGGUAGCACAGCAGACCAGACUAUCAAAUAGUUGUAUGUUUAAGGAUGCUGCUUAUCAUGAAAACACUUGAAGGCAUUUUAAUGUUCUGUAUUUUGAAAAUUGGUUACAAAUGAAUCUUCUAGAGCUGUAAUGUGCUUAGAAAUCCCAGUUCAGUAAUACAGGCUUGUCCAGCUUGAAUGUGCUUGAACGCUUUUGUUUAUUGUUAAUGUAAUACAGAGUGGGUUUCUUCAUUUCCUUCAUACAGUGGUUCAUGGUAUGAGCAGUAAAACCCCUGAUGUCCUGUUCUCUAAACAUACAUUUUUUUUCCUUGAUUUUACUUGGAGCUCUCUGCAUGGCAGGGCAGGAUGGGGGUCAAGUCCCUGCCACGUUUAACUGCUCAGUCUUGUUUGCUGAAGGAGAAAGCCACAACUGGUCUCUCAGUUGAAAAAAUCAAAGUGAAACUGAGCUCCAUGGGUAGCAACACCCCUACACUAAAAACAAAGACCUGUGGAACUGGGAAUGCAGGAGCAGUAACACUGCUUCAAGUCUUGCUUAAGUUGCUGAACUGGGAUUUUCAUUCACAGAAGCUUUAGCUGUAGAACGGGGUGGAAAUAACACCAAGUAACUUGCAGAAUACAGGAAUGGGGUUUGCUCCUAGCUUACCCCAAAGAAUAGAUACACACUGAAGAAGUGAUUAAUUAAUUAAUUAAUUAAUUAAGGCCUUGGUGAUCACCUAAAUGCUUGUCUUGGUGGUGGGAACCAAGAACAUUCUAUACUACAAAGUGUGUGAAUGUCUGAGCUUGCAUGUGUGGAAAGACAAUGAAUUCUUAAAUGAGGAAAGCAAGGCAUUUGGGGUAAAAAGGGAAUCUUGGGGGUUUUUUACUUGCCUUCACUCCUCAGGAAAAUAAACAUGGUUUGGUUUGAUGAACUGGCUGGUUCUAUCUAUAUCUGGCUGGUGUGUUCCUCACCUCUUCCUACUCCCAUGCAAAUAACUUAUGGCCUGUUGUAAAAAGAAGCUGAGGUACUAAACAUGAAGGGACAAUUGAGUUGCUCAGUCUUGACAACCCCAAAGGCCCAGAAUAUUGAAUCUCAUUCCCCCCUUCUGAGACAAUAAGAUGGUCAUUUAAGAUCAGGAGAGAUCUGAGGAUGUACAUUUUUGGGGUACUAAUAUUUAGGUCAGUGUGAGCUGGAUCCUGACAACCAGUGGUAUCUGCACUGCUGGUUCGGGUCGGGAGGACUGGAUUUGUCAGCUGGCACAACUAACACUGUGACAUGUCCUGCAUGUGUCCUGUGCAGUUUGUGUGAAGGAUGCCGGGGGAAUCACUUUGCUUUUUUAAGUUUUGCCAUCUUUGUGGCUUUAAUAACUACACAUUUGAAUAGCAGAUGAAAUCUCUACAGAAUAUUAUUAUACUUAAGACUUCUUGUUUUCUGCCUUGCAGUUUAAUUAUGUCAGAACAAUGGCUUGGGAACAACCUAUGAAAAUAUUUUUUUCUUUUUGUCCCUUUUCUCAUUCUUCUGUGUUUCUGGAUGUUCUGUACAGCAAAGAAGGCAUGGUAUUUAUUUUAUGAGUAACAAGAGAUGAAGGCUUGCUUUUCCUUUCUGAGGAUUUUUCUGCCCAUAGUUGAACCUUCUUAAUCUGUUUGUGGUUUGUUUUGCUUUAUGGUGUUUCAACUUUGCCUCGAGGGAGACAACCUACAUCCUUCCUAACCAAGGUUUGCCUUGGCGCUAGUGUGAAUUUUGACCAAGUAAAUAGUACAAGAAUUAAAUUUCUCUUUGUAGGUUAAAGCAAUCAUGGCUAGGCUUCGUGAACGAAGAAGGAGAAAUGACAAGUCAUUUCACUCCUAAUAAUGUAUGAAAUUUGUGAAUCUGAGGUUGCAGGAGGGAAGAGGAAUACCAGAGUGUAAAAAAGUUCAUUUUAAAAGCAAAUCACCUUUGGCAAACUUCUGCAGCUUAAUGGACAGGUCGUACACCUUGCAGGCAUAAAUACUGGGCUUUAUUCUUGUGCUGUCAGAUUUUCCUUGCUCUUUCUUUGGGAGAGAGGUUGGGGCUCCAGGCCAUAUAGUCCUAGUUACUGUCUUGCUCUUGAGAGGAUUUGGCUUACAGCACUGCUUUUUUUUUUUUUUGAGGAAUUUGCCUGGCAAUGACACCAGUUUUGGGGAUCGGUGAAAUUUUACAGCCUUUCCUGGUGCUGCAUCUCCUCCCUGGUUCUAGGUGGUUUUCAAGUGAAAGCUUUCUGCUGCAUAUUUCUUGUAAAGUUUUGGUGUUCUUGAUGUGGAAAGUAUCAUAGGAAAAAGCAGAAGUCGACCACAUAAAAUGCUACCAGACCUGGAUGGGGAAGCAAAAUAAGAAUUUUGCUCUUCUAUCCCCUUUUUCAGCUCUGGUAGCUCUAGGUUGCAAGGAGCAAGAGCUCUAUCCAAGGUGAGAGCUGCCUGGGUUUUUCCCUUCAGGUUAUUGCAGGUUUUGAAUUGUAGGGCUGAAGUUUGAGACAAGUGCUUAUCCUGGUACAGAAUUAAGUAUGCCAUAGCUCCAGGCUAAGACAUUCCUGCUGUGAGUGGGAACAGCUGACCUCAUGCUCUGACCUCCACAGGAUCUAAGUGGAUUUAUUCAUGUGUUUAAAGUCAGCAUAUGCUUCUGUACAUCGCUAAGCCACAGCCUUGGUGACAAACAACUCCAGAUUAAUUAUAUAACAAGGGUGAUUGCUUUAAGUUAAGGGUGAAUAAUACCACUUCACUCAGGAUCUCCAAACUGCUACUAUGCAAGGUGCUGGCACGGUGUGAAAAUAACUGGGAAGGUUGGAUCUGGAGUCUUUCCAGUACUAUAACUCUGUAUUUCCCAAUAAUGUAUUCUGCUCUGAUAUUCCGGGGAGUAGUGGUGUUAAAACAUUUUUUUUUCAAGCAUCAAGUUGUGAUAGUCACUUCUUCUGUGGUGUUUGUUUUGGUUUUUUUUCUCUGUGUACACAAAUUUAAGUUGGUGCAAUUAAGAAAUAUACGAUGUACAGAUUUAUUAUAUCAUUAAAAAAAAAACUGAGAAGAGGAUUUUUUAAAAGAAGUAACUGCUGCUGUACAUAAAAUAAAAGCCUAUUGUCUCUG
This is a messenger RNA of Myiozetetes cayanensis, 7589 nucleotides long. It is a transcript of the gene C2CD2, whose product is annotated as C2 calcium dependent domain containing 2. Bases 137 to 2257 code for a protein of 706 amino acids. The record is from RefSeq and is a predicted model, not a curated record. Lineage: Eukaryota; Metazoa; Chordata; Aves; Passeriformes; Tyrannidae. The transcript is spliced from 14 exons.